AUGGACUGCUUCUUCACAAACAUCAGGCGCUGUGCCUUGGACAAACUUGCAACUUUAUCCGUCACAGAAGCAGGCUGCGAUGACCUGUCGGACCUCACGCGGCUCUCGCAACAGUGUCCGCACCCAUCGAGUCGUUCGAACGUCUCGCCAGAUGGUGUCGUAAACAAUAAGACCACGAUCUCCCAGUUGCCGAUGGAUUCUAGAGAAUUGGAUGUACUUCUCGCUUUAUGCGAUGCUGCGCCUUCCGUUACCGAAUUUGAACACGCUUCGAAAUUGGCGACCCAACUGUUCCCCUACCUUCCCGAGUCUCACAGCCAAUGCUUUCGGCCGUCGCCCUUCCUGAAUAACAUGAAGCCUUCACCUUGGGAGACGCUCACUCGUAAGCUGACAUCGUCACUGCUCUCACUGGGCUCCAAUCAUCCUGCGUUACGCUCAACCACUCUCAGCGCUGUCAACGAGUAUUUAUAUAGCUGCGCGGAUUCUAUUGAUGCCAUUACACCUCUUCAGCGCUACGAUUCUGCAGGCGACAAUUACGGCGCCGUUCAAGAGCACAAGCGCAUACUAUCACUCGCCGUUUCCCUUGUUGGAUUUUUAGAAGCAUCCGCACAGUUUCCCUCGCUUUGGUCUGCCAGUGAAAAACUGCAGAUUGUCGAGCACGUACGAUCCAUGUUGUCUGAAGGCUUCAUGGUUGCAAUUGAGACCGCCUCGUCCACUGUGCGCAAUGCGAGCAUGGCUGAUCCUACGUUGAGGGACUGGAGAAGGUACACCCGACGAUAUGCUGCAAAUAGACGUCCUCUAGGUGCUAUGCUCCUGCAACAAGGGUUCAUGCGUUUCGUCAAAUCGUGCGCUACUUCCCUUGUUGGAGCUCAAAGUUUGUCUGACGAAGAGCUUCUCGACGACUACAUGAAUGGUGUUGGGAUUGCCAGGAGUAACGAUGACGCUGAAAUCACCCUCAUUGAUCGUAUAACAGAGAUAAUUGCUGACGAAAUUCAACUCCUUGAAGACGGUUCAGAUUAUCUUCAACUCGGCUCACCCUGGCAAAAACAGCUUACCUUUUCUGUGAAAUCGUUUGCUCUUAUUGGAUAUCUGAACUGUGUCAUAUUGAGUGGAAAUGCCGCCAACAGCGGGGCCUUUCUAUCUUGGUUGGAGGACGCACUGGCAGACCCAAAUCAAAUGGCAAGUCUUGAGCUUGCAACGGCAACUCUGAAAAGCAUAGCUAUCAUUUCGAGGAUGUCUCUGGCCAGUGCAUCCUCUGGAAGCCGCUCUCUUCUGAGGUUCAUUAUCGAAGGGUGCGUGCUAGGAGAACACACUGGCUCUGUUGCUGGAAAGUGCCUGGCUCAAGUCCUUGGCAUUCUGUCUCAAGAUGCCAUCAUAACCACUCUCUACUCGCUCGGGAACGCUUUGAGCCCCGGCUCAGGUACCGACAAAUAUUAUCAUGGACAGCUCUUAAAUGAGAAUGCUGGGCAUCCCGACAGUGUUUCUUCCAUUCCACCACCAGUCGGUAAUGGUAGUGUGGUCUCCCUUUCAGCCAUUGGUGACCAUGAUAAUGCAACCUGCAGAAAUAUUCUCCGUGCUAUUGUGACAAUUGCAACCAGCUCUAAUGAUGAGAAAAUCAGUGCACUAGCUCAAUCAAUGCUUUUACAAAAGAUCGGCAAAGUCAACAUUGCAGUGGACUCUCUCAUCAUUAGAGAAACUGCCUCGCUUUCUUUGAGCACAGGACAGGCAGAGUUUCAGCUCCUGCUCAAAUUCUAUGACCGUGCUUAUCAAGACGGUAUCACCCGGAAUCUUUGUGAUGUCAUGAACGCAGUCAAGGGCGCAAUGACAUACAUAUCUCUCGCGCUGAGAAGGGAUUCCCCGCUUUUUCGUGUCUAUUUAAUUCAUCUCCUGGAAUGUAUUGUGAAUAAAGGUGAUGCAAUAGGUGAAGGUGAGCGACAAAAGGAGGUUAUUCUAGCACCAGAGGCUAUAAGUUUUCUCCUCAGACCUCUAGCUCUCCUCAUUUCAUCAGACGAAGAGGAAACGGGGACACAACAGACAGAUGUGAUUUUUGACGAAGACAUCACCGCUCUGUUUCGUGAUGCUUGGUUUAAUAUCUCUGUUCAUGGGAUCUCGACUCAGUCAGUAGUUGCUCAAAGUCAUAUUCGAGAAUUACGCUUGCUCGCAAAGCACUCUCCGCCCCUGAUUGCCGAGAGUCGCAUGGAGAUGCUCGAGAGUGACGUGGAGCUUAACACAAUCCUCAGACGCGGAAUGAGCCCCCAACGGUUGAUAGAGCUCAAGAGAAUUCUAAUGGCCGAGCUUCCUGAUUGCGAAUCAGGGAUUAAACAUCUGAAUUAUCCAAAAGUGGUGUUUCUCAACGCUUCUUUGUUAGUUGAGAGCCUCCGUGCGUCGUCGGGAAAUUGCACCAAAGUUCUCAGUUAUUUCCGCGACCCGGCCUUGACUACAGCUGACAUGGCCAAUUGUAUGAGCUCCAUUGCAGAUAAAGUUGUCGCCGACUACCUGUCCCUGACCCUAUCUGCGAAUGAUGAGAAUUUCUCUGUUCCAUACUUGUCGAAGGAAUUGGCUCAAUUCUUCAUGGCUUGCUGUCAUCGUAUAGAACGAGUGCAGAGCGUCGCCAUGCUGUGCGCAGAUAAGAUCAUUAGAGAAUGCCCAUCGGCUCUCUGUGAUAAACAUUCCCUUUUCGCUCUUCUUGAAUUGCUGACUGUAAUGUGGCUGUCGUGUCUUGAGGAAGAGCUUGAUGAAUUCGAGUGGAAAGCUUCCUGUGCAUCGCCGAUGGGAAUUGUGAAGGUUGAUCUUGCCGACAACUAUAAUGCCAGGAAGAGAACUCUGAAUACACUCCUGGAGCGAGCUAAAGCGUGGGUAGCAGCGGUUAUAGAUAUUGCACCUCUGGAUACAUACCUGUCCAUUUCAAACGACACCGUUGACGGCAGCCACAUCUUGUUGGGUCGUUCAUUCGCGCUCGAUAUGGGCUCGACAAUUCCCCGAAGCGAUCAGCGACUCGGAUGUAUUCAGAGCUCCGGGAUUAGCAGGGUCAACGUUGCCUCCGACUUUAUUGCUCAAUACACCAUCCGUCAGCAGUACCGGGCCUCAGACCUGCUGGUGACCAAAUAUCUGGAACAGGGAUCCAUAGAGAACAAUGGCGAAGACUGUGGAAAGAUCGCGCGAGGCCUCCUGGAAUCCAGCGAGCACGUCAAGAAUAUGCUGCAUCGUCUCCAUGAUCAGCUCAAGGCGGGAAAUGGUGUUGUCCUUUCUGAAUUCAGAGAUACACUGCGAAGAGCUGCUGCUGUUUUGUGUGGCUCAGACUACUUUCAGCCCUCAAUUCUUCACUACCUGGUCAUUUUGCCGUUUCAACUAUUCUCAGAGGAGUCGAUGAACGUUGGUGUUGCACUGUGGCUUGGAGCGAUACAUGAAAAUCCAAAGCUUGAACCGAGGAUCCUCGCAGAAGUAAUAGAAGCUUGGGAGGAGACUAUUCAGCGCAGGAGGGGUUUGUUCGACCUUUCUUUCGACUACGUUGACCCGAUGUAUGCGAAGAUUGAGCUCCUUCCCAGUGACAAAGCUCUAUUGUUGAAGAAGCAACAGAAGGCUCAGGCUACUUUCGCGCCGCAUCUUAUUGCCCUUCGUUUUUUCGAGAGCCAUUUCAAUGCGGUUCGAUUGAACAGCGCCCAGAACAGCCGGCUAUUCGGUCGGCUUAUUGAUAGAACGACUGUCGGGCUUCUGCAAACAAGCGGCCAUCCCUUGGCUAGAGAGUUGCAUUUCCGUAUUGUUCUCUUUGGCUUAAGGGUUAUACAGGAUUCUUAUCAACCAGAUAAGGUUGCUUUGUGGAAGCUCAGCGAUCAAAUAUUGUCUGCUGCGCUCAAUUGGUUCAAGCAUCCACCGAGGUGGUCCUUUGGGGGCAAUAGGUUGCAGGUUAAAGCCGAAGACCAAAUACUUGACGAUGUUGCCCGUGCUUUAGGUCGUCUUUCAACUGUGCCCUCUCCCACUCGAGGCAACUUCAAGCCGCUGCAAUACAAGCACGAUCUUCUUCAGCUGCUCAUAGAACAUGAGAGGUCUCGUCUAAGGGUCUGGCUAUUUCCUUUGGAAGGGGAACGAAAGCAUUUCCAGAUUUCUGGAAACAGGAAUUCUGCAGAGGAAGCUAUUCAUCUUCUGCGGCUUGCCUGGACUGAGAGUCCAGGGCUAGCGAUCCAAUUGUCGUCGCGUUACUCAUCCUCGAAGAUGAAGAAUGAUAUACGUUGGUUACUGCUCAAUUUCCCUGAGAAGGCUUUGGACGAGCCGAGCAGUCUCGAGGUUAUGUUGGGUGCAGCACUGCCCUCGGACGUCUCUUUUCAGUUGAAGUACGCCAUGAGAGCACUGGAGAGCCACCCCAUAGAUGUUCGUUUCUACUUCGUCCCACAGCUUGUCCAGGCUCUGCGUUACGAUGCGCUGGGCUAUGUAGAGCGUUAUAUCCUUGAGACAGCCAAACAAUCCCAAUUAUUUGCCCAUCAAGUGAUUUGGAACAUGAAAGCCAACUCUUAUAAGGACGAAGAUUCUCAGAUUCCUGACCCGCUCAAGCCGACACUUGACCGUUUCAUGGACACUCUCAUUUCUAGCUUCAGCGACGAGGAACGUGAUUUCUAUGAAAGGGAGUUUUCUUUCUUCAACGACAUCACGGGUAUAUCAGGCAAGCUUCGGCCAUAUAUCAAGAAAAGUAAACCCGAAAAGAAGGCAAAGAUCGAGGAGGAACUUCGAAAAAUAAAAGUCGAGAUUGGUGUAUACCUUCCGAGCAAUCCGGAUGGCGUCGUCGUUGGAAUCGACCGAAAAUCCGGUAAACCACUACAGAGCCACGCGAAGGCUCCAUACAUGGCAACUUUUCGGAUUCAAAAGACAAGGAAUCGUGGAGAUGAACGGGAUUCCCAGGGUCCAUCCCGCCCGAAUACUUCUAGCCAUGAUGACUCGACGAAGACUUUGUCGGCGCCUCUGCAUUCUCCUUCAUCCCAAGAGACCUACGAGGUCUGGCAGUCGGCUAUCUUCAAGGUUGGUGAUGACUGUCGCCAGGACAUGCUAGCUUUGCAGAUGAUUGCGGCUUUUCGCAGUAUCUUUGCCAGUGCAGGGCUUGACGUUUGGGUAUUCCCAUACAGAGUGACUUCAACGGCCCCUGGCUGCGGAGUAAUUGACGUUCUUCCCAACUCCAUCUCUCGUGAUAUGCUAGGUCGCGAAGCAGUAAAUGGACUUUACGACUACUUCAUUUCAAAGUACGGUGGGGAGCAUUCCACGCGUUUCCAGGAAGCGCGAACGAAUUUUGUGAAGAGCAUGGCUGCUUAUUCAGUCAUCUCUUACCUUUUGCAGUUCAAAGACCGGCAUAACGGUAACAUUAUGAUCGAUGAUGCUGGCCAUAUCAUACACAUUGACUUCGGCUUCUGCUUUGACAUUGCUCCAGGUGGUGUACGUUUUGAGCGCGCACCUUUCAAGCUCACAUCCGAGAUGGUGGCUGUCAUGAGUGGCACUUCACAUCCACAUAUUCAUUCACACGGCGGCUCAAACGGAGGGCACUCCAGCAACCCCACUUCUACACAGCCGUACCGGUGGUUUGAAUCCCUGGUCAUAAAGGCAUUCCUCGCAUCCCGUCCCUUUUGCACCAAGCUCUCUCAUAUUGUGUCUUUGAUGCUCGAUAGCGGCCUGCCCUGCUUCAAACCUGAUACGCUCAAGAACUUCCGUGACAGGUUUGUCCUAGAGAAGAAUGAGAGGGAAGCAGCCGAGUACAUGCGGGAUCUCAUCCGCAAGUCCUACAUGAGCGUUUCAACAAAGGGAUAUGAUCAGUUUCAGUUGUUGACAAACGGAAUACCUUACUGA
Messenger RNA from Aspergillus thermomutatus, 5820 nucleotides. It is a transcript of the gene stt4, whose product is annotated as 1-phosphatidylinositol 4-kinase STT4. The transcript has 11 exons. Gene Ontology annotation, cellular component: plasma membrane; cytoplasm. Gene Ontology annotation, biological process: phosphatidylinositol-mediated signaling; phosphatidylinositol phosphate biosynthetic process. Gene Ontology annotation, molecular function: 1-phosphatidylinositol 4-kinase activity. The coding region runs from base 1 to 5820 and encodes 1939 amino acids. The record is from RefSeq and is a predicted model, not a curated record. Lineage: Eukaryota; Fungi; Ascomycota; Eurotiomycetes; Eurotiales; Aspergillaceae.